GAAAAAAAAAAAAAAACUUGAAGAAUUCAUUGCAACAAACAAACACAAAAAGAGCCAACGGUUUUUUACUUUUCGUUUCUGCUGCAAAUCCCAUUAAAAGGCAACAAAUCGAGAAGAAGAAGAAGAUAUAGUAGUGAUUAGCGCAUAAUUUGUAGAAAAAAAAAAAGACAUCAAACUUAUAAAUAAACUAUAAAAUAAUUUUAUUUAUUGAAUUUUUUUUUUUUUUUUUUUUGUAACUGAAUGUGUUUUGUGUGGUUGUUAUCAUAAAACAAAAGUAUUUGCAGACUUUAGUCCAACACAGAGAGAGAGGCGGUAAUCAUUGAUUCGUUAAAUAAUUAACGAAAAUAAAAUGGAUUCAUUAAAAUUGCAACAAAAAGCCGCCACAACACCGAAUUCUAUAAAUACUGCCUCUACUAGCAAUACUAAAAACUCGGCUAGUGGCAGUAACGUUCCGACAACUGUGCGAUUUAAUACUGGUGAUGAAAGCAUCGAUGAGUUUUUUCAAUCGUACCACAACAACAGCGCCAACAAUAACCCAACGAAUGUUGCUAGUGGUGUAGGCGGCGGCGGCGGCGGCGGUGGCGGUGGUCCAUCUUGUAUAUCAGGAACAAACAUCACCAGCGGUAAUACUGCAAUUGCAUCCGCUAUUGGUCAUGGCGGUGAAGUGCUAUCGACCAGCCCUUCCCAACAUCAGCAAAAUCCAAUCGUUAAUUCUGACGAAGUGAAUGCCCGUAACAAUUUUCUACAGGGAAAUUUCUUCAAUCGCAAAAGCGGAUUAGCGGGUAAACAGCUGUCGCCGAAUCAUCCAUGUGCCGGUUCGUAUGAAAGUGGUGGUGUUGGUGUAGGUGGGGGUGCUGCUAUGGGUGCGCAUAGUUCUUCAUCUCCCAUACCUAUGGGGGGUGGUAAUUCGCCUUAUAACGGCAGCAGCGGAGGUUUAUCGCCGAAUUCAAGCGCUGGCAUUUCACCUAAUAAAUAUCGACGCAGUAUACCCUUUCCAGUUAAGGGCGCAACAUCGCCCAUACCCGGUUAUACGUUAGAUAUAAAUGCUGCAAAAGCAGCCGGUGUGCCCACGUUAUCUAUAGGUAAUGGUGGUAACAGUGCUGGAGCUGCUGGGGGCGGUGAUGCGCCGUAUUUGGGGGCCGGUAGUUAUGUGGGUAAUGGAUUGGAUAUGCGUCCCUUAGAUCAUUGUUUGAACGAUAUAAUGCGUAAUAUGGGUGCUGUUGGUCCGGGUGGCGACAAUAAUGUUACCGCCGCCGCUAUGAUAGCAGAGCGUAUGCGCAAUCAAAAACUGAGCGAACAUCAUCUAAGUGAAGUGGAUGCAGUUGCUAUAGCGGCAGGAGGUAAUGGUGCUUAUUUAGAUCCCCAUAUUAAAUUAAAUUCGCCCUCUCGUUCAUCACCCCAUUCCCAAGGAGCUGAGCAUACGGCCCGCUAUUCGCGUAAAGUAUUCGUCGGAGGAUUACCACCAGAUAUUGAUGAAGAUGAGAUAACCAGUUCUUUUAGGCGUUUCGGACCUUUAGUGGUAGACUGGCCACAUAAGGCCGAAUCAAAAUCGUACUUCCCUCCCAAAGGUUAUGCUUUUUUGCUCUUCCAAGAUGAGAAUAGUGUACAAAAAUUAAUUGACUCGUGCAUAACGGAUGAAGACAAAUUAUAUUUGUGUGUCUCGUCGCCGACCAUUAAAGAUAAACCCGUACAGAUACGUCCGUGGCGUUUGGCAGAUGCGGAUUACGUUUUGGAUGCCACUAUGUCAUUAGAUCCAAGAAAAACUGUUUUUGUCGGAGGUGUGCCACGUCCCCUUAAAGCUUUUGAAUUGGCAAUGAUAAUGGAUCGUUUAUAUGGCGGUGUGUGCUAUGCCGGGAUUGACACCGAUCCAGAGCUUAAAUAUCCGAAAGGGGCUGGACGUGUGGCUUUCUCCAGUCAGCAAAGUUAUAUAGCAGCCAUAUCUGCGCGUUUUGUGCAGCUGCAACACGGCGACAUUGACAAACGUGUAGAGGUAAAACCCUACGUAUUGGACGAUCAAAUGUGUGAUGAAUGUGAAGGUCAAAGGUGCGGUGGGAAGUUUGCACCAUUCUUCUGCGCCAAUGUUACUUGCUUACAAUAUUAUUGUGAGCACUGUUGGACUGUAAUACAUUCACGUCCCGGACGUGAGUAUCAUAAACCACUAGUCAAGGAAGGCGCCGACCGUCCUCGGGCCGUGCCGUUUCGUUGGUGUUAACGGCGGCGUUGGUAGGUUGUUAAGACCGCGUAGAGAUCGUAACAUACAACAGCAACAGAAACAACAACAGCAACAACAGCAACAACAGCAACAACAGCAACAACAACAACAACAACAACUGUCACCAUAACACUUAAAAAUCUACGAUUUGCUAUUAACGCGCCUUUUCGUUCAUUUUACUCUUCUUACUUACAAUGAAAUUAAUAUAUUUUUUUUUUAAUCCCACAACAAACAGCAAAAUUUAAUAAUUAGUCAAAAUAUAGGCUUAGUGAUUGAACCGGAAAAAACCCCCUUUAGAAAAUAUUCAAAUAUCUUAACAACACAAAGGAAAAAAGAAAAACAUACAAAUUCACUUUCCACAAAUUCUUCAUUCAAUACUUGCUUGAAUUCAAUUUUGAAAAAUUGCUUCGAUAAGCAAUAUAUUUUCGUUUUUUGUAUUUUUUAUUUCUAUUAAUUUUUAUAGCAGCCCGGCCGCGGUUUUUUUCUUUGUAAUUCUUUAUUUAAGGUUUGUUAUUAACUAUAAUCAGUCGAUCUUUUUCUACUCAAUUCUUAACAUUUCCGCGAUUUCAAUUUUUCUAAUAACAUUCGACGAGGACAGACAGACUCUGUGCAGGUCUUUAAUAAUUUUUUUAUAAUAUUUUUUUUUUUUUUUUUUUAACAAAUGAUGCUUUCUCUUAAGGCAACAACAACUUGGCUUUAGCUUUAAAACGUAUAAUACCAAACUUACUUCUAAGGCAUCGCUUAGUCGACGAAAAUAUCCUCGCAUGCAUAUACAUACGAUAGUCAAAGAUUUUGUUUUAAAAACAGCAAUUUUACCAAAAAUAGUAAAAUGAAUUUUUUACAUCUGCUAUUUUGCUUGUAAUUAGUUUUAAGCAUUUUUCCUUUCUUAACAAAAUACCACCUAAUAAGAAUUUUCAUUUUAAUUUUUAAUAUUUUU
This is a messenger RNA of Glossina fuscipes, 3149 nucleotides long. RefSeq names its product translational regulator orb2 (gene orb2). Lineage: Eukaryota; Metazoa; Arthropoda; Insecta; Diptera; Glossinidae. Gene Ontology annotation, molecular function: ribosome binding; mRNA regulatory element binding translation repressor activity; mRNA 3'-UTR binding. Gene Ontology annotation, cellular component: synapse; cytoplasm; nucleus. The record is from RefSeq and is a predicted model, not a curated record. Gene Ontology annotation, biological process: negative regulation of cytoplasmic translation.